AUGGAGCAAACAAUUGAGAAUGAAAUUGUUGACUCAAAUGGAAAGAAUGUUGAGUGGUUUGAAGAGUCUCUUGAAGUAGAUCUCAAAUGGUCUUUAGCUAUAAACAGUGUCUUGUACAAAGCAACCACCAAGUUUCAAGAUGUGAUACUUUUAGACACAAAGCACUUUGGAAAGGUUUUGGUGAUAGAUGGAAAAAUGCAGAGUGCUGAAAAAGAUGAGUUUAUAUACCAUGAAAGCUUGAUUCAUCCUGCUCUCUUACUUCAUGACAAUCCAAGAAGAGUGUUUAUCAUGGGGGGAGGAGAAGGGUCAGCUGCAAGAGAGGCUCUUAAACAUGACAACAUUCACAGAGUUGUCAUCUCUGAUAUUGAUCAAGAAGUUGUGAAUAUUUGCCGUAAACAUCUUAUGGCAAAUCAAGAAGCUUUUGCCGAUUGUAGGCUUCAUGUCAUCAUCAAUGAUGCUAAGGUGGAGCUGGAGAAGAGUGAUGAGUAUAAGUAUGAUGUGAUAGUUGGAGACUUAUGUGAUCCAAGGGAAGGAGGGCCUUGCAAUCAUCUUUACCUCAAAUCUUUUUACCAACAUAUUAUUAAGCCCAAACUUAAUCACAAUGGCGUCUUUGUCACUCAGGCUGGUUUUGCUGGAGUUCUCUCACAUCAGGCCUUCUUCUCAUCAGUUUACAAUACUGCUAAACAAGUCUUCAACCAUGUUAUAGCUUACACCGCUCAUGUUCCAUCUUUGGCUGAUACACGUGGAUGGGUUUUGGCUUCAGAUCAACCAUUGAAACUAGAUGCUGAGGUGAUUAACAACAGGAUUAAAGAGAGGAUUAAAGGAUCAGAUUUGCAAUUUAUUGAUGCUGCUUUCAUGCUUGCUUUUACCGUUAUGAACAAGACUGUUCAUACAACGCUCAUGAAUGAGACUAAUGUUUUAACAGAAGAGAAUGAGAAGUCCCUCCAUGGCCAUUGA
Solanum tuberosum (potato) is the source of this 957-nucleotide messenger RNA. Its product is annotated as thermospermine synthase ACAULIS5-like. Gene Ontology annotation, biological process: polyamine biosynthetic process. The transcript has 10 exons. The record is from RefSeq and is a predicted model, not a curated record. Bases 1 to 957 code for a protein of 318 amino acids. NCBI's taxonomy places the organism in Eukaryota, Viridiplantae, Streptophyta, Magnoliopsida, Solanales, Solanaceae. Gene Ontology annotation, molecular function: thermospermine synthase activity.